CUCAGCUCAGGAGGGCCAAGCCUGGAGCAUGUGAAGGAAGAUUCUAAAAAAGCUCAUGAAUGGCGAAGUCCAAUAUAUCAGAGAAGAAGGAUGUUAUUGGAGCUUCCUGUCGCUCCAAGAGGCACAAGGAGUGAUGAUUAGCUACUACAGCCUUUUUUUUCAAACCGAGCUUGUUGAAAUCAGUGAGCAAUGGAUGAUACACCACCAGCAGAGGAGCUUCUGAAGAAGCUUCAAGUGCUGGAAGAGGGUCACGCCUACCUCAAGCAAGAGCUCUCGGAGUAUUCCUAUGCCGAACUGGAGAACCAAAGGGCUCUCUCAAAAAGGUGCUCAAGAUUCUCUUCCAAAAGAAGAGUCGGUGGCGGUGGCGGUGCAAGUUGGCGGCCGCCAAGUCUCAACUUCAGUGACAGGCAGUAUCUCAACAUAUUGCAGUCAAUAGGGCAGUCUGUGUACAUAUUUGAUCUCAGUUGUCGUAUAAUUUACUGGAGCAAGACUGCUGGAAAUCUAUAUGGUUAUUCUGUGGCAGAGGCCCUUGGACAGAAUCCCCUUGAGCUCUUAGCAGAUCCCCAGGCCUUUGCUGUAGGAUAUAGUAUAGUUCAACGUCUCACCAAGGAGGAGAGCUGGACCGGGCAGUUCCCUGUCAAGAACAAAAUGGGGGAAAUUUUUUCAGCCAUGGCCACCAAUACUCCAUUUUAUGAUGAUGAUGGCACUUUCAUUGGGGUUAUAUGUGUUUCAUGGGAUUUGCGGCAUUUUCAAGAAACGAGGGUUCCACUGUUAUGUUUGGAACCAGACUCAAGCUUCGGCCGUUGCCCUACCACUAGUGCGGCAACUCAAGUUGGUGUUGAUCCUCAGCAACCUCUGCAAAAUGAACUUGCAUCAAGAAUAACAAAUUUGGCAUCCAAGGUCUGCAACAAAUUCAAGUCAAGAGUUAAGGAUGGAAAAGAAAACUUGGAUGACAAAGCUGGGAGUGGAGAUAGUUGCUGGUGUGAUCAUGGUUCAGUUUCUCAUCUCUCUGACCAUUUGGAGGAUGGGUGUUCAAGUGGGGCAAGCACACCAAGAGGAGAUAUACGUCCAUCUCCUUUUGGUAUGUUUGCCAAAAUUAAAGACAAGUUUCCAGGUAAACCCUCCGGAGAAUAUGAUGAUCAGAGUGAAGGAAAACGCCCAAUGCAUAAGAUAAUAACCUCAAAGGCAGAAGCAUGGAUUGGUAAGAAGGGACUAUCAUGGCCAUGGAAAGAAAAUGAGAAAGAAGGGUCGGUGACUAGGAGCACUCAUUUUGUUUGGCCCUGGUUGCAUAAUGAUCAAGGAAAAGAUUCAAUACCUCAGGAGGGUAAUUGUGCUUUAAAACCAGAAAAUCAGGUGAAUGAAAGUAAUCGACCUGCAACUAAUGAAGCUUCAGGAGCCUGGACCUCUUUGUUUAAUGUUAACUGCACAAGAAGUGGUAGCAGUUCUGGAAGUACCAACAGUUCUGCGAAAAAGGAGGAUGUGGAUAUUGAUUGCUUGGACUAUGAAGUCUUAUGGGAAGACAUGAUAAUUGGAGAGAGGAUUGGGCAAGGUUCAUGUGGAACUGUAUACCAUGGUGUGUGGGAUGGAUCAGAUGUUGCUGUUAAGGUAUUCUUCAAGCAAGAAUAUCCAGGUGAUGUGCUUCUUUCUUUUAGACAAGAGGUAUCUCUAAUGAAAAGGCUUCGACAUCCAAACGUGCUGCUUUUCAUGGGAGCGGUGACUUCACCUCAGCGUCUCUGCAUUGUAACAGAGUUCCUCCCACGUGGAAGUUUGUUUCAAUUACUACAGAAGAACAAGUCAAAACUAGACUGGAGACGACGUGUUCAAAUGGCUUUAGAUAUAGCACGAGGCAUGAAUUAUCUUCAUCAUUUCAGCCCCCCUAUUAUUCAUCGAGAUCUGAAGUCUUCAAAUCUCCUAGUUGAUAAGAACUGGACUGUCAAGGUUGGUGACUUUGGUCUUUCACGUCUUAAGCAUGAAACAUUUCUCCAUACCAAGACCGGGAAGGGGACGCCUCAAUGGAUGGCACCAGAAGUUCUGUGUAAUGAAUCCUCAGAUGAGAAGUCUGAUGUAUACAGCUACGGGGUGAUAUUGUGGGAGCUCGCCACUGAGAAGAUUCCUUGGGAUGAUCUGAAUGCAAUGCAGGUGAUUGGAGCUGUAGGGUUCAGGAACCAAAGGCUAGAGAUCCCAAAGGAUGUGGAUCCACAAUGGGCUUCUAUGACUGAGAGAUGUUGGCACAGUGAUCCAGCUAGCCGGCCAACAUUUCAUGAAUUGCUGGAAGAACUUAAAGCGUUGCAGAGAUGGCGUGCUCUCCAGUUCAAAGCAGCGCGUUCUGCCUCUAGUGAUAGCACCCAAAACGAAUUGCAGACCAGCCUGAAAGACUGAAUGAUGGACUUGAAUGUAUAUCAAUUUGAUUGCUUACAAUUGUCUUUACAUGCUGCAUGUUGUAAAUAUUAAUGUGGCUAUUCAUGUAAUAGCAAUUAGUGUGGCGUGAUAUACGCCAAUUAAGAUUGAUUGGUGAUUAACAGAAUAUAAUUAGCGAUUGAUUGAUUGUAAUCAGAUGAGUAAUUGAUGUAAUCGUUAGAUAGUUACAUUUUGUAAACCUGAGGUACUCCUAUAUAAACCUCAUUGUGAGAUGAAUAGAAUCACUUCAUUCUUCA
Molecule: messenger RNA, 2654 nt
Organism: Rosa rugosa (rugosa rose)
Lineage: Eukaryota; Viridiplantae; Streptophyta; Magnoliopsida; Rosales; Rosaceae
Exons: 14
Coding region: 190-2379 (729 amino acids)
Biological process (GO): protein phosphorylation
Molecular function (GO): ATP binding; protein kinase activity
Source: RefSeq, a predicted model, not a curated record